Molecule: messenger RNA, 8085 nt
Organism: Lineus longissimus
Lineage: Eukaryota; Metazoa; Nemertea; Pilidiophora; Heteronemertea; Lineidae
Product: slit homolog 2 protein-like
Exons: 34
Coding region: 413-4834 (1473 amino acids)
Biological process (GO): axon guidance
Molecular function (GO): calcium ion binding; Roundabout binding; heparin binding
Source: RefSeq, a predicted model, not a curated record
UCGAGUUUAUACCGUCUCUGCAUGAAGUGACAAAGACCUCUGGAUAAACCAUUAACAGGGAAUUAGCUCACGAACGCAGAGAGAGUUUUGAGUUUAUGAGAUAUCGAAUCGUUUUUAACAACUGUGUAUUAUUUGCAUUUCGAAAUUCAUAAUUAUUUCUAAAUUAUUGAGUGGAAACUUAGAUGAUGAUAAUAUUGUAGAGGAUUAAUAUUCGGUGAGAGUUAUGUGAUUGUGAAAUCGGUAAAACCGAUAAAUUCAGACAUAAAUAUUUACAAAAGUAAGCGAACAGGACUUGGAUAUUAGAGAGAAUUGUUGGAAAGCCAAUUAAACUUUAAACAUCUUGAAAUUGGAUCUGAUGAGUGUGACCACGUGACAUAGGAUAUUUUCUCAAGACUCUGGAGGAUAUUAAAAAAUGGCAAAAUACGCUGUGUUUUUGACCCUUUGUUUAGGGGCAGGUCUUCUACCCCAAUCUCUCGUAUCGGGGCAGGAGCCACCUUUCUCUUGCCCGGAUGCGUGUAUGUGUAAGGGGACCUCUGUGGACUGCAGUUUCAGAGGCUUGGUGGAGGUCCCGCGGGACAUUGACGAGAAGGCAUCUAGGCUAGAUCUUCAGGGGAAUAACAUUACCGUACUAAGACGUGGAGAUUUUGUUGGACUGCGUAAUGUGAAGAUAUUACAACUGUUGGACAAUCAGAUUCACGCAAUGGAAAAAGGAGCAUUUCAGGAUAUGGUCAAGCUGGAGAGAUUACGCUUAAACAGGAAUAGAUUGACUGUAAUUCCGGAUUUAACUUUCGCAACGACAAGUAAUCUUCACAGACUAGAUCUGAGUUUCAACAAUUUAAAAGUAAUCGGCAGAAAAACGCUGAAGGGAGCACCACUCUUGAAAAAUUUACAAUUGGACCAUAAUGAUUUAACGUGUAUAACAGAGGCAGCAAUCAAGGGAUUAAAAGACAUGGAAAUUUUAACAAUUAACAACAAUAGACUCACAACAUUACCUAGAGAUAUAUUUUCCGAAAUGCACAAACUCAGAGUAACGAGAAUACGAGAAAACCAGCUUGUGUGUGAUUGUCAUCUGUCAUGGCUAGCGAAAUGGUUACGGCAGCAUCCAACAUUGGCUCUCUUCACAACAUGCUCAGCCCCACAUCAUCACAGAGGCGUCGAGAUUGCAGAGUUACAGGAAUCAGAUUUCACUUGCAAUGGAGUGGAGAGCCCCCACCCUCAGGAAUGUGUCUCGGAGACGGUGUGUCCAACAGAGUGUAUCUGCACAGAAGGUAUCGUCGACUGCAGGGACAAGGGAUUGACUGAGAUACCGGAAAAUAUCCCAGAAAUUGCGACAGAAUUGCGUCUUGAACAGAAUCAGAUAACGAUGAUCCCAUCCAAGGGCUUCCUGCCAUACAAGAGAUUGAGAAGAAUUGACCUGAGUAACAACCAGAUCUCCUAUUUGGCUCCAGAUGCAUUUGCUGGUCUUCGCUCACUGAACUCUUUAGUUUUGUAUGGUAACAAGAUUGGUGACCUUCCACCGACGAUAUUCACUGGUCUGUCUGCGCUGCAACUACUGUUACUGAAUGCCAACAAGAUAUCCUGUGUUCGUGUUGAUGCCUUUGGAGAUCUUCAUAAUCUCAACCUGCUAUCAUUAUAUGACAACAACAUUGUCUCAAUCGCCAAUGGAACGUUUGACCCACUCAGGAACAUACAGACACUUCAUCUUGCUCGAAAUCCCUUCAUCUGCGACUGCAACCUUCGCUGGCUCUCUGAAUACCUCCACAGCCAUCCGAUCGAGACAAGUGGUGCCCGCUGUGAGGAACCCAAACGAAUGCAACGGAAAAAGAUCGGACAAAUCCGCCAUGGCAAAUUCAAAUGUAAAGGUAGUGAGAUGACCAAGACCAAGAAUGCUGGUUCCUGUAACAUGGAGAAUGACUGUCCUAAGAUGUGCAACUGCAGGGGAACACUUGUGGACUGUUCAGGCAAGCGUCUGAUUCGAGUGCCGGCUGACAUCCCCUCAUACGCCACUGAACUGUCAUUAGCUGAUAAUGAAAUAACCAAGAUUGAAAAUAAUGGUGUUUUCACAAGGCUGAAAAACCUUGUAAAAUUAAAUAUGAAGAACAACAAGAUUGACACAAUCGAAGAGGGAGCUUUCUUGGGGGCAGAUAAUCUACAAGAAGUCACCCUGACUGAGAAUCGCCUUUCAACUCUUAACAGUGCCAUGUUCAAGGGCCUUACGAGGAUCAGGACUUUAAUGUUGAGAAGCAACAAGAUUUCCUGCAUCAACAAUGAUACUCUAACUGAUCUGAAAGAACUCAGACUUCUGUCUCUUUAUGACAACCAGAUCCGUUGUAUCAUGAAAGGUUCCUUCGAGAGACUCAAGCAUCUGACCACCAUGAAUCUCCUCUCUAAUCCUUUGAAUUGUAACUGUCAUCUCGGAUGGCUGGCUGACUGGCUGAAGGGCAAGAAGAUCGUCACGGGCAACCCCAGGUGUACGGCCCCACAAUUCCUCAAGGACAUCCCCAUUCAGGAUUUGAAGAUGCAGGACUUCACUUGUGAUAUGCCGACCAAUGAGCUAGGCUGUCACCCUGGCCCUGCACCUUGCUGUACGAAGGACGCUGUCACAAAUGUUGAGAACACCUGCGAUCGUCGAGCAUACUGUCCUCCUAAAUGCAAGUGUUCUGGUACGGCCGUCCGAUGCAGCAGGCAGAAGUUUACAGAGAUACCCAAGGAUAUUCCACUUGAUACAACUGAACUCUACCUCGAUGUGAAUGAUAUUACUGAGAUUCCCGCAGAAACAUUCUCAAGACUUACCAAGUUACAGAGCAUUGAUUUGAGCAGCAACAAAAUCCAGUCGUUAACAGCCAGGGUCUUUUCUAACCAGACAACAAUGCAUACUCUCAUUCUGAGCUACAACAAACUCCAGUGUCUUGAUAAGACGAGUUUUGAAGGUCUCAAACAAUUGCGUGUUUUGUCUCUUCAUGGUAAUGAACUUUCUACCAUCCCAUAUGGUUCCUUUAAAGACUUAGUGGCUCUAACUCAUAUUGCCCUUGGCGGUAACCCACUCUACUGCGACUGUAACCUGAAAUGGCUGUCUGACUGGGUGAAGAAGGACUACAAGGAACCUGGAAUCGCCUCAUGUGCCGGCCCAGCCAACAUGUUGGAGAAACUCAUGCUUACGACAGAAUCCAAAUACUUCCAGUGCAAUGAUCCACCAGAAGACUACGUCCUUGCCAAGUGUAACAUCUGCUACACGGAUCCUUGCAAGAAUGGUGCAUCCUGUACCCUGACCGGCUUUAAGAAGUACACGUGUGAAUGCACCCCGGGUUAUCACGGCCAUGACUGCGAGAACGAGAUCGAUGCCUGCUAUGGUAACCCAUGUGAGAAUGGCGGUACUUGUGAGGUGGUCAAUGAUUACGGACGAUUCGGCUGCAACUGUCCCAACGGCUUUGAAGGUGAUCGCUGUGAGACGAACAUCAAUGACUGUUUUGGUCACAAGUGUGAAAACAACGCCACCUGCGUCGACCUUGUGAACAAUUACGCCUGCUCAUGCCCGCAAGGGUUUAGCGGUAUAUAUUGUAGUGACCAGAUUAACUUCUGUACAGACUUCAACCCCUGUAAGUUGGGUGCUGAAUGUAUCGAUCUCGGCAAUGACUACAAAUGUAUCUGCUCAUCCGGUUACAACGGCAAAAACUGCACGGAAGACAUCGACGACUGCCAGGAACACAGCUGCCAAAAUGGUGCAACGUGUGUCGACGGCGUUAGCAGCUACUCGUGCGUCUGCCCCGACGCAUUCGCUGGAAAAUAUUGUGAGAUUGCUCCGGUGGCACCAGUGGUGUAUGCAGUGGGAGAUGGGCCAGCUCCAUGUCAAAACCACGACUGUCAAAAUGGAGGCGUCUGCUACCAACCAAAGGGAUCAAAAGAAUAUGCCUGCAAGUGUUCACCUGGUUUUGAUGGGAAGAAGUGCGAGAAGCUAACCAGCAUCAGCUUCAGACAGAAGAACGCAUACGCACAGCUCGGCGCCCUGAUGGUGAAACCUGGAACUAAUCUCACGUUCGUCCUGGCCACAAAACAGGGAACUGGAAUCUUACUUUACCACGGCAAGGAGAAACAUAUCGCUAUUGAACUUUUCCGAGGCAGAAUCCGAAUCAGUUACGACGUUGGAAAUUACCCCGUCUCAACAAUGUUUAGCUAUGAAACGGUUGAUGACGGUGAAUUCCAUACUGUUGAGAUAUCGCUUAUAAAGACCAAUGUUACUUUAAUGAUUGAUGGUGGGAGGUCGCGUACAAUUAUCAAUGAGGGGAAGAAUGAGUAUUUGGAAUUGGACGACGAGCCGACUUAUAUUGGUGGGCUGCCAAAUGUCGUAAAAGCACGGGCGCUGAAGAAAUGGCAUAUCAGAGAUGGAGAUAGUUUAAAGGGUUGUUUGAAGAAAGUGUAUAUCGGCGGCCGCCUGGUCGAUUUUGUGAAUGCGAAACUCCAGCAUAAGAUGACCCCAGGAUGUCCUGUGUUCGAUAAUCCCGACCCCUGCAAAGCUCACAGGUGCAAGUACGGCAAAUGUCGGGACAACGGCAAGAGCUACACAUGUUCAUGUAGAAGGGGCUAUUCUGGACAAUUCUGUGAAAUUGAGCCGAAUUGCAAAGCAAUGGAAUACAAAGAAAUCUAUAUCGACCCAAAGACUGGCUGCAAAUCUCGUUCGAAGAUCCGUCAUCGUCGUUGCCACGGGACGUGUGGCAACUCCUGUUGUAAGGCAAAAAAGAUCAAAACGAGGCGAGUGCGUGUUUUCUGUGACAAUGGAACUAACUAUAUCCGGCAGAUGCCCGUUAUUCGAAAAUGCGGCUGCAAAGGAUGCGAAUGAGCAAUUUAAUUUCUGAUGCGUUGAAUUUGCAUCUUGGACUUCGUCGGUGUGUACAUAAAUAAUGGUCAGUGUAGAUAAACAUGUACUUUGUGACAAAUUCAUUCUCUGUGAGCAGACGACAGAUAUAUUUCUAGGCAGAUGGCGAAUAUAUUUGAAUUUAGUUCAGCUCGGAUCAUUGUUAAUUUAUGUAGAAAGUGUUUGGCAAACUCAGUGGGAGGUUUUUGAACAAUGUGGCAAUAUAUAGUGUACUUGUCGAGACGCGAUGUUUGGUCUGACAUCAGCGCUAUGGAAGACUUCAAUAAAAUACUGCAGAAAUGGGGUUAGACGAGAGUCACUGCAGUUCAUGUUAACCUCUUGAAGUGGAUUCGAGAAGAGCAAAACGUUUUAGAAAUGGAUUCUUGAAUGUUGGUCUCGAAAAAGCUCAGUAUUGUAAGAUCAAGCGCACAAACAAUUGCUGGAAUCAGAAGUAGCUUAAUGCUGAUGAGUGGACACGGAGGAAAGGGGGAAGGAAUUGUAAGGCAGCGCAACAUGGCUUCCUGUUUGGAAAUGUAUGUAAUCCUCUUAUUUAGGAUGCAUACUUUUGCCAGUGGGACUAGGAGUGGCCACAUUUGAAUAAGGGAAAGUUGUUGUUAAUAGGGACUAAGCUUGUGUUGGUCGGCCUUGGCCAGAAUCAAAGAAGGUAGUUGAUGACAAGCGGUUUUGUAACGUAACAACUUGUGCUAUAGUGUGUAUGUAAGACUUUACAAUGUUCUCUGUAUAAAUUGGAGAUAUAGAAUCGAUUCUAUGGACAAUUCAGACAUUAGGUUUGUUAUGGUUUCUGGAAAUUAUUGGGAGGUGUUCCGGACCAGAUACAGAAAAGAGGGGAAGGUUUCCCUUGUAGAUAUUAUAAUGAUUAUAUUUAUGUGGUAUGAUCUGAAGGUCUUGAAAACAGACCAUGUUUUAGUUUCAAUUUAAUGCAGCACACACACUGGACAUUAACUCAAUUGUAAAGCGCAAAAAAGAACACAGCCCCUUUGGAAUUGAACCUAUAAAUUGUGCGAAAUGUGUACUCAAUUUUAAUGAAAUGUCAGUUUGAUAUCGAAUGCUUGUAUCUUUUCAAUUUUACAGAAAAGUUAUUGUGACCUCUCAGAAUAAGUAGGUCUUUAGAGGAUGGGUUUGUUUAUUGUGGCCGACCUGCCCAGGAGACCACCCCAAAUGACCAUUAGACUUCACCAAGCUAAGAUCAAUAAAAAACAAAAUUGAAAGAAACCUAGCCAGUAGUUUGAGCUCUAGAGCCCCAAAUAAUGUGAACAAGACAUUUAUGAAUGGACCAUAGAUUGACCGAAUAAGCCUUCCCAAUUGAAAAGAAAUGCUUUUUCCUCUUUCAUCUUUUUCAUGGAUGUAGACAUUCUGCAACUAAAGUGCCUUGCAAACAAGUUAUUUUGUCACUGCAAUCUGCAACAAUUAUCACUGCGAUGAUGACGACAAGCAUGAUAUUCUUGUUGCAUCUGAUCAUGACUGCAGGUCACAGCAUGGGAAAGCACAUGUUUGCAUCGCGGUUUGAUAACAAAACACAUACUAAUUUCAGAUCAGUGCCAACUAUUGUUUUAUUUUAUAAAGAUGGAGUAAUACUCAGUAAAUGACAAAAGUCAUUUUCAAAGCAUAUAUUUUAGAAUAUGAUAUACCAUAUUAUACAUAUUAGUUUGUGUAUUUUAGAUGGUUGUUCAUCACAUGGGACAGUGGAACUAUUAACCUGGAUAUUGUACAUGUAUAUCAUGUGAAGUGACUAUAUAUUUUCAAUAGGAAAUAACCGGUAGCUACUUAUAAAUCUUCAUUCUUAGUCUGGUGAUUCAAAUUGAUAUACUGGUAACAGGCCAACAGACUCACCGGAAUCCUUUGUAAGCUGGUGGAAUUGAGGGGUGAAAGGCUUGGAAGGCACUCCUAAAUACUUUGGGGUUCGUUCGUUGCGUAGGUGUCCAUCACAGUCUGCUCAUGUUUCUAACUUGGACAGCUUCUGCCCUGGCAGAAAUGCGAGGACAUAUGGCAGUCAAGCUGAAGUGACUUGUCCCAAAGGUCACAAGCAAUGUGUCCAUCUGCAAUAUUGAACCCAAUAUGUUCAUAUUACAAGUCUGAUAAACUACUUGACUAUGCCACCCCAACCAAAGAAUUCAGGAAACUGAUUGACAUAGGGGUAUUCAAAUAUAUUUCAGUUUGUUUUCUUGGGGCGACUAUAUUUUUGAGGUGUUUAAAUAAAGAGGUGUAUAGACUUGUUCUCAGUGUAUUUACAAUAUCUGGCUAUACGAUCAGGGAAUAUACAUUUAUUGAAAUAUUUAUCAUGUGUAUGUUGGUACAUUUAUUAUGAAACUUUACAUGGUGGAUGCCAAGAGGUUUAGUGACCACUGACCACAUAUACCUGGCAUCGAACAUGUAGGGUGAAUGAAUUUCAUCAACAGUUUAUAAAAGGCAGUAUACAAUGGGCCUACAACCCCAUACAUCCUUAUGAGGUAUAGGAGGUAAUGCCUGUUACAAACUGCUGAUUUCAUUAAUAUACUCCAGUAUGUUAGUGUUAGCAAUCCACUGUGUUUUAUUUAAGAAUGGAAAGUUUGGUUAGGGAUUGUAUUAUCAUGUGCAGAUCACAAUUUUUCCUCUCGCCCUCAAGUUCAUGGGUUGGUUUUCAGAUUGACACGUUAACCCUUGACUGCCUAUGUUUGUAUACCUGGAAUUAUAGCCUAUUCAGAAUCUCCUUCUCAACAUAAACAAGUUUACCAAUAUGUGACACUUCACACUAAAGAAGGGAAUCAAAAUGUAGCUUAUGACCUAUGCUAUUUGAACAUGUGGAUAACUCCAUAUGCCCCUCAGUGUGAUGGAUCACAAAUAAGCGAUUUAAAUGUUGCGACUCGCAAUCGUGAUCAUGCUCAUUUGCAGGUGUCAUCGUAGGUGCCUGCAACAUGAAUCAGUGAUCCCAGUGACCCGCAAUCUGUAUCAAACUCAACAAUCACCAGUUUUACCCACAGACCAGAGGCCUAGUUGUUGGACAUAGAAGUGAUUAUAAUUACAAGAGGCGGUGACAGAAGUCGAUCAUUUCCACAGGGCUCAAAGACACUAACAGUCUUGCCUUUAAGGGUUAAGUGUCAAUCACUAGUUCAUUAUCUCAUUGUGCCAGAUAAGCAAGUGUAUGUACAUUAUGUUUCAUGUGUAUCCCACCCCACACCUCAUGUUAAUGUGUAUGAAAAUAUUUGGUACGAAAAUAAAAUUUGGACAUAGUACGAUAA